Molecule: messenger RNA, 2006 nt
Organism: Phalacrocorax carbo (great cormorant)
Lineage: Eukaryota; Metazoa; Chordata; Aves; Suliformes; Phalacrocoracidae
Source: RefSeq, a predicted model, not a curated record
CGCCCCGCGCUGCCCGCCCCUCGCCAGCAGCAGCAGCAGGAGGAGGCGGCGGUGGUGGUGAUUCUGGCCGUGGGGAGCGUGAGGCACAGCGAGCGCCGCUGCCGCCCCCUGUUAUCCGGGAGCCCCAGCACCGGGCGGGAGGAGGCGGGAGCGCGCCGGCGGCGGCGGGAGCCAGAGCGGCGGCGGCAGCAGCGGCGGCGGCGGCAGCAGCAGCAGGAGGAGUCAGUGCCCGGCCCCCCCCCUCCGCUCAGUCCCGUUACAGCCCCCCUCCCUCCGCGCUCCGCUCCGCAGCCACCAACAUGUCGGCGCCGGCGGCCAAAGUCAGUAAGAAGGAGCUGAACUCCAAUCACGAUGGGGCCGACGAGACCUCAGAAAAAGAGCAACAGGAAGCAAUUGAACACAUUGAUGAAGUACAGAAUGAAAUAGACAGACUGAAUGAACAAGCCAGUGAGGAAAUUUUGAAAGUAGAACAGAAAUACAAUAAACUCCGCCAACCAUUCUUCCAGAAGAGGUCAGAAUUGAUCGCCAAAAUCCCAAAUUUCUGGGUAACAACAUUUGUCAACCACCCACAAGUAUCUGCACUGCUGGGAGAAGAAGAUGAGGAAGCACUGCAUUAUUUGACCAGAGUUGAGGUGACAGAAUUUGAAGACAUCAAAUCAGGUUACAGAAUAGAUUUUUAUUUUGAUGAGAAUCCAUACUUUGAAAAUAAAGUUCUCUCCAAAGAGUUUCACCUCAAUGAAAGUGGAGACCCAUCUUCAAAAUCAACUGAGAUCAAAUGGAAAUCUGGGAAGGAUCUGACAAAACGUUCAAGUCAGACACAGAACAAAGCCAGUAGGAAGAGGCAGCAUGAAGAGCCAGAAAGCUUCUUUACCUGGUUCACUGACCACUCCGAUGCUGGGGCUGAUGAACUAGGAGAAGUCAUCAAGGAUGACAUCUGGCCAAAUCCGUUACAGUACUACUUGGUUCCUGAUAUGGAUGAUGAAGAGGGGGAGGGAGAGGAGGAUGAUGACGAUGAUGAAGAGGAAGAAGGAUUGGAGGAUAUUGAUGAAGAAGGAGAUGAAGAUGAGGGGGAAGAAGAUGAAGAUGAUGAUGAGGGAGAGGAAGGAGAGGAGGAUGAAGGAGAAGAUGACUAAUUGAACACUGAUGGAUUCCAAAACCCCUUUAUACCUUUUUAAUUUUUCUCCAGUCCCUGGGAGCAAGUUGCUGUCUUUUUUUUCUUGUGCUCAGUCGCCUUGUUCUCUUGAGGUCUCUUUUUCUCUCCUCUACACCAUGGCUCACAAUUUAUUUUGGGGGAAAUAUCUUGAGCAGAAUACAGUGGAAAAGAAUCUACCGGUUUCUGUUUCAAGUUCAUUUUUAUCCCUUUCCGUCUCAAAACAAAAACUGUUUAUGGAAUCAAUACACCAUGUUCUGUGGGAAAAAAGAAAACCUUCUGCUCCCUUCACUCUGCUGGAAGCUGAAGAGUGCUAGGCCCCUGUGUAGUAGUGCAUAGAAUCUAGCUUUUUUCCUUCUUUCUCUGUAUAUUGGGCUCAGAGAUUACACUGUGUCUCUAUGUGAAUAUGGACAGUUAGCAUUUACCAACAUGUAUCUGUCUACUUUCUCUUGUUUAAAAAAAAGAAAAAACUUUAAAAAAAAAAAGGGUUAUAGAAGGUCAGCUGGGGUGGGUUUCAGAUGUUUGGGUGGGUUAAGUGGGCAUUUUGACAACAUGGCUUCUUCUCCUUUGGCAUGUUUAAUUGUGAUGUUUAACAAACAUCCUUGCAGUUUAAGAUGACACUUUUAAAAUAAAAUCUUCUCCUAAUGAUGACUUUGAGCCCUGCCACUUGAUGGAGAAUCAGCAGAACCUGUAGGAUCUUAUUUGGAAUUGACAUUCUCUAUUGUAAUUUUGUUCUUGUUUAUUUUUAAAUUCUUUUUUUUUUUUUGUUUCACUGGAAAGGAAAGAAAGAUGCUCAGUUUUAAACGUUAAAGUGUACAAGUUGCUUUGUUACAAUAAAACUAAAUGUGUACACAAA